Molecule: messenger RNA, 2988 nt
Organism: Python bivittatus (Burmese python)
Lineage: Eukaryota; Metazoa; Chordata; Lepidosauria; Squamata; Pythonidae
Source: RefSeq, a predicted model, not a curated record
AGUUGUAAUCCUAUUCCCUUUUUUAUGUGUGCCAACUUUGGGUGUGCCGUCACCACCUCCAUCUUGACUUUUUUGACUGGUGGCUCCCCUGCGGCUGGCAUUUGGAGCUAAGCUGCCCGCAGCCCAGACAUAAUGGAAACUGCCAUCAAGUACCUGACAGAUGGCUGCUUGUUAAGGCAGAUCUUGGCCGACCCGCAUCUGACCCAGUACAGCAUCGUUGUUCUUGAUGAAGCUCACGAGCGAAGUCUCUGCACGGAUAUCCUCUUUGGCCUGUUGAAGCAACUGUUCCACCAGGAAAAAGAAGUCAGAAGGAAGGAACCCCUGAAGGUUGUGGUUAUGUCAGCCACCUUGGACCUGGAGAAGUUCUCAGCGUUCUUUGGACGUUGCUCGGUGGUGGAGAUUCCGGGAAGGACGUAUCUGGUGGAGCAGAUCUUCUGUGACGGUCUGGGCCCCAGGGAUGUCAACAGCUCUGCGUACAUCACAGAGACUAUCAAAGUGACCUUGGAUGUCCAUUUGAAUGGCUCGGCUGGAGACAUCCUGGUUUUUCUGACAGGGCAAUCGGAGAUCGAAAGGGCUUGCGAGCUUCUCUUCCAGAAGGCUGAGAUGAUAGAUUACCGCUUUGACGUAAGAGAUCGCUCCGUGGAAGGCUUACUCAUAUUGCCACUCUAUGGCUGCAUGCCAACAGAUCAGCAGAGAAGGAUAUUCCUCCCCCCUCCUCCAGGGAUCAGGAAAUGCGUUGUCUCCACAAAUAUUGCAGCCACGUCUUUGACCAUUGAUGGGAUCAAGUAUGUGGUCGACAGUGGGUUUGUGAAGCAGUUAAACCACAACCCAAGAGUUGGCUUGGACGUGCUGGAGGUGGUGCCAAUUUCGAAGAGUGAAGCUCUGCAACGCGCAGGCCGAGCUGGUAGGACAGCAUCUGGGAAAUGCUUCCGGGUAUAUAACAAGGAAUUUUGGGAGCAGUGCAUGCCAGACCACAUGGUUCCAGAGAUCAGGAGGACCAGCUUGACAUCUGUGAUGCUGACUUUGAAGUGCCUGGCAAUCCACAAUGUCAUCAGGUUUCCAUAUUUGGACCAUCCGGAAGAGAAGCGCAUUCUAGUCGCCCUUAAGCAGCUUUAUCAGUGUGGGGCAAUUGACAGGAAAGGUCACGUGACCAAAUUGGGCCAACUCAUGGUUUGGCUUCCUCUCCCUCCUAACUUGUCAUGUGCCGUCCUCAAGGCUGCCUCUCUUGGCUGUGAUGACCUGCUGCUCCCGAUUGCGGCCAUGUUGUCUGUGGAGAAGGUCUUCAUUCAUCCAGGGGAUCCACAGAAGCAAAAGGAAGCUGAGCAACGGCACCAGAGUCUUUCUUUACAAAUGGGAGGAUGCAGUGACUUUACCACUCUCCUGAACAUCUUUGAGCAAUGCAAAGCAAGCAAGUCUCCUUCUGCUUGGUGUCAGGAAAAUUGGGUCCACUGGAGAGCUCUGAAACUGGCUUUCAGUGUAGAAAGACAGCUUCGUGAAAUCGUCAACAGGCUGAAGCAGCUGCCAGACUUUCUAAGAGAGGAUUUUGACGGUUCCAGAAAUGAGAUCCUAAGGAGGUGUCUCUGUGCAGGUUAUUUUGCCAAUGUGGCCAGGAGGUCUGCAGGGAAGUCUUUUCGCACCAUGGAUGGCCACGGCAGCGUAGCCUAUAUUCACCCUUCAUCUGCUCUCCAUGAUCAGGAAGACCAGCUGGACUGGAUCCUCUUCCAUGACGUUGUGGUGACCUCCAAGAUUUACUUGAGGACGGUGUGUCCAAUUCGUUACGUGUGGGUGCAGGAUCUGCUUCCUCGGCUCCACCAGAUUGAUGCUUAUGAGCUGAGCAGCAUGGCCCGGGAGAAUGUGACAGAGGAGGAAAUGGCUAAAUGGAAGAUGAAGGAAGCCCUCAAAAGACAGAAUGAAGGGGCACCGGAUGAGCCUGCCAAGAAGAUGGAGAAGCGGAAUGACGAGCAGUCAAUCAGAGAUGCUCGCGCACGGUACCUGGAGAGGAAGCACCAAAGACUGCAGGGAUCCAGCAUCUCUUCCAAGGACUCCAGCUAACCCAGUCACUGUGGCCCAGCGAUUGCUAUAAAUGCAGUUCCUGUGUGAUCAUUUGCAUUUUUGGAUCAGAGCCUACGCUGCUGGUACUAGCUGGGAAGAAGACAACCUGGGACGCAGGAGAGUCCAAAGAAUCACCUAAGUCCUGCAGGGGCAGAGUUACAAUCGGGUAUACAAGGACAGUCAGCAGAGAUGAAGCAGCAUCGAGGGUUGUAGCUACUAGUUGGAGUUGGAGAGAAUUUCUGUUUUCUUGCUGAGGCCCUCUUCCCUUGCGAGAUACAUUUUAGGGAUCAGUAUUACAUCUUGCAGAUCCAAACCAACAUGCUAGGUAGGUUGCUAAGAUGCAGGUGAGGCUGUUUUGAUUGCAUUGGCCCCAAACUCCAGCAUUUCUAUACACCACCCAGAGUCGCUUUUUUGUGAGAUGGGUGGCUAUAUAAAUAUAAUCAAUCCAUCCAUCCAUCAAAUAAGCCCAAAUUAGUUUACCUUCACCAUCUCUGAUUUCCCUUGCAUUGUACCCCAGGAAUUGUAAUAACAGGAAAAUUCAUUGGGGGCAACCAGGACACUGUUAAAAAGCCAGCCUGCAGUUGUACUGAAAUCAAUAGCAACACUGAUGAGGAUUUUUGAUGGCUGAACAACAGUGCACCAUUGUAAUAAAUCCUGAUUCUUUCUCUUUCCCAAGUUGGAGGAAAAGAUCCUGAAAUGAAUAUAUUUAACUAUUUGUAGAUCUUAUUUAAUGUUUUAAUGUACAGCCAUUGAUGUUUUUCCUGGCUGGUGCAAUUUGAAUUUGGCGUAUCACGUCAGAAUUGUUUGGGUAAGUAAAAUUUUCAAGCAGGACUAUAAUGAGCUUUUGUGUUUGGUUUGCUGUUUCAUAUGACCGUGCUGCAUUGUGUGCGCAUAAUAUAUUCUGCAGCAGCUGCUGUUGGUUUGUAAAAUAUGGAA